Messenger RNA from Ectocarpus sp. CCAP 1310/34, 2773 nucleotides. The record is from the annotation of a GenBank genome assembly. NCBI's taxonomy places the organism in Eukaryota, Phaeophyceae, Ectocarpales, Ectocarpaceae.
UGCUGUACAAACCUCGACGGAGAUGUCAAGAGAGAACCUGGUGAUGCGGCGGUGGAAUUCUCUCUGCCGCGCACUCGGCAUCGAUAACGCGCCCUCCGAGGAAUGGGGCAAAACUUUGCGAGACGGAUACAGCGAGGAAGGCCGCCACUACCAUACCCUUGAGCACGUCGCGGACAUGCUGGAACAGGCCGACAGAGACUUUCCUAACCUACGACACCCACGGCUUGUUCAGCUGGCGAUCUUCUUCCACGACGUCGUCUACGACCCCAAGAGCGGGAGCAACGAGGAGGACAGCGAAGCGUUGUUCAGAAAGUUCUCGGAGGCAGUGGGAUUGAGCGCCUCUGACUCGACUACGGUUUCGGACUACAUCAUCGCCACGAAACGACAUAGCGUUUCCGGGUCGGACGACCGAGACCUGCGGGCUUUCAUCGACCUCGACAUGGCGGUUGUCGGGAGAGAACGUAGAGGUUAUCUCACCUACGCUUCACAGAUUCGUGAAGAGUACAUCCAUGUUCCAGCCGACACGUACUGCAAAAAGCGAGCGGAAAUUUUGCGCGAAUUUCUCACGACAGGCUCGAUAUUCGCCACUGACGAAUACCAACGAACCUUCGAGGCAAAAGCGAGAGAAAAUGUGGCAGCUGAGGUGGAGAUGCUCAACGCAGGGGUUAUUCCUACCGGAUGCACGGAGAAAGUUGUUGAGAGGACGGAACAAGUUGCUGAGAGGAGGGUUUCGUAAAAUUGAUCGUAUGUUGAUAUUAGAAGCAUGAGUUGUGCUCAAAAGACUUGGUUCCAAAACAUGUUGCGCACACCGGCAAUGAUGUUUGCGCGCGGGUAGGUGUCAGGUGUGCUGUUGAUCGAGCAUCGCGCGUUAUCAUGUACAAAGCAAAACGGGGGAGAUAUGGUGUGUUGGUUCGAAAAAAUAUUAAACACGUGACAAGCGAUUGACCACUUUGUUCCGCGACGGAUUCCGUGCCUUUGCUGGAAGUGCCUUUCAAUGAGCUGAUGAAUGCCCAGGAAGUACAUUCUUUGGGGCCCGUGUUGUACCAGCAAGCAUGCUGCAGUAGAUGAAGGCGAGGCCAAAACUCGGCACAUGUAUUUACUCUCAUCACUCUCAUCACUUUUCGUUCAAGAAUGAGCGAGUAGAUUGCGCAUAUACUCGCCUUGCCGGUCCCACGACAAGGGACGUGGAGUUCGAACACUGGUCUGUGUGCUUUGGCAUCAUCGGAUGCGCCAUUAUUUCCAGUUGUCUAUCUCCUCUCUACAAACAACCUCGCACUUAGGCCUCAUGACCCAAGAAGGGCAGCCCCGCAAAAAAAAAGUGACGUUUCAUCCGACGAGGACAACAACAGGUUCGAGCAAGAUGAGUCUUCCGCCCUCCACGAAAGCCUCAAGCAGUGCCGUUGACGCCGAAACCACAACGAACGUAUCGACUAGGUUCAUACGCUGUUAUCUGGUCAACGCACGCAACAGCGCUCUUGCCCGACGGCUGCAAGGCAAAACACAUAACAGCCAGUUCUUUACGAAUGCUGAAGGUUAGACCAGUGACUUCGGGUUUUUGUACAUGUGGAACAAGGUAAGUGUACACAAUGUACAUUGGCGCGUAAGUGCGACCACAUCUUCACAACCGCUACGCACCUAGCACACACGCAGCAGCAGUGGAACAAAGCCUAUACGGUUGAGCUGAACAUCAGCUCUCGGCGCCGUAUUUGUACAGACUACGGGUGACCCCAUUGUCGCCAAAACGCAGCCUAUUGACUACAAGCUACGGUAGGACAAGACAUCACGCCUCGCCCCGUCGUCGACCACCGCAAGUGAACCUUACUCUUCUUACAACUAUGCUGUUGAAUUCCGCGUGCGGAAAGUUGCGCUCGCGACAGCAGCAGUAGUACGUGAUGCAUUCACCACCUUUCUCCCGCAAACCAGCCCGGGGGAGGCCACUGCGGGUGAUCGAUCCCGUACCCGGCGAAAGGGUUGCACCGCAUCAAACGCCACGCCGUCAGAACCGCCCCCUUCGUCGGGCCGAACUUCUCGAUUGCUUGCACGCCGUACACCGAACACGUCGGCAAGAAGCGGCACGCCGGAGGGAUCAAAGGCGACAGCUCCUUCUUGUACGCCUUGAUGAAGGAGAUCAUGGCCGCUCCAACCUUGUCGACGGCAGCUCCCCCUCCGUCCUGCUCCCCGCCGUCGCUGGCCAGCACAAGUCGCGACACCGCCGACUUGGCCGACGCUACUGCCACCACCCCGGCCGCACAUGCCAACGUCCAGAGGGCCGGUGGGCUUCCACGAGGUUGUGCUGAGCGUUGGCCCCGGCCUGGCCACAACGGUCUCGCUAACGUUGCCACUCCCCCAAGAGUGCAGUGGUUCAUGCACGCGACAACCGGCGUGCGGUGGCGACGACUACACCGAACAGAUGCUGCUGCUGCUGCUGCUGCUACCGGUGCGUCCCCAAGGCUGUAGUCGGCUGCUCGUGCGGUGUGGCGGCGAGCAGGACAACCGUCGAUUCCAGGAGCGCCACCGAAGCAGCCCGGAAGCCAUACCACCACCAACGAGAAGAAUAGCACCAGCGGCGCUCGGAGCGUAGUUGUUGGUCGGGUCAUGGGUUGAUCAUGAAGGUUGGCGAAGCACCCCGCCGGCUGCCUCGUGUGUUCGUCUUUCUUCGCUCAAGACUCGACGAUGUAGCUUCAACGUUUUCGAUUGGUGCAAUCAGCCAGUAGCAAGACCCGAGUGCCCCAGUUAAGCCGUGCCUUAACAGCAGUUUGCAAUGCACAAGCUC